Leptopilina heterotoma is the source of this 881-nucleotide messenger RNA. RefSeq names its product THAP domain-containing protein 1-like. Gene Ontology annotation, molecular function: sequence-specific DNA binding. The transcript is spliced from 6 exons. The record is from RefSeq and is a predicted model, not a curated record. Lineage: Eukaryota; Metazoa; Arthropoda; Insecta; Hymenoptera; Figitidae. Bases 183 to 881 code for a protein of 232 amino acids.
GAGGACAGUCGACUUCCGGUUGAAACGACUUGAAGGCUCACCAACUGGUGGCUGUUUUUCACGCGUGCGCAUUAACAUGUGAUUUGUUUGUGUUGACAUGUGCAAUGAGUAUGGAUGGUUAUGUUUUCUGUAAUGUUUAUUUCUGUAAAAAAAGUUUUUAAAUUCAAUUACAUAACAUUAUAAUGGUACGUAAAUGUAUUUAUUGCGGAGAGCCACAAGUAGCAGAUGUUGAUCGUUCCUUUCACACUUUUCCAUGUAAUGAUAAGAAACUGCUGGAAAAAUGGAUUGAAAAUAUGAAAUUAGGGCCAAACUUUAAGCCUAGUAAAUUGGCUCGAUUAUGUUCAGAUCAUUUUGAGAAAGAAUGCCUUGAAAAUAGAAUAAAAGGAACUUUAUUAUCAGGAAGUAUCCCUACAAAAUUUAAAACAUAUAAAUCCAGCUGCAUUUAUUGCCAUGAAAUAAAAGGAGUUAAUAAAAAUAGGUCCUAUCGAAAAUUUCCUGUUGAAAAUCCUAUACUAUUACAAAAAUGGCUAUCUGCAAUGAAUCUGAAAGAUGUGGAAGUAACAAAGAGAAGUCUUUUGUGCAGUGAUCAUUUCGACAACACUUGCUUCAGAAAAACAGGAAAAUAUUUAAUUCUAAACUCUGAUGCUGUUCCAACUUUAUUUGCAAGGAGUAGUGAUGUUGAUAUACAUAAUUCUCAGGAAACUUUUAAUAAUAAAUGCAACAAAAGAGAAGUCUCACCGAAUGGCUUACGAAUUCCAAAAUUAUUAAAAUUAACAGAUUUUGAGAAUAACAAUAUUAUGGAAAACGUAUUAGUUUUAUCCGAAAAAGAUAAAUCUCUAGUUACAACAUCAUUUAUAGGAAGAGAAAAUUGCAUCCACUGA